GAUCAAGGUGUUUACUUUGAUAUGAUUAAUAGUAAGAAUUUGUCAUCCCUAGUUUCAAGACCGAUAACCAGAAUGUACUGGAACUGGAAGGAAGAAUAUGCAAAACUCCCUAAACCCUCUAGCCUAGAAGAAAAUCUUGAGGACCAAUGCUGGCCUCAAGUUCUUCGUUUUCCUCCUCCUCCUCCACUUGGCACUGGGGUCCGAGCAGCCAUGGACGGCGCCCAAACUAACCACGUCAUCCCCUUUUUCACCAUAUGUCGACAAUCCAACCCACUUGGACCCAAAUCACACUUUUUUUCCCCCGGAAAACAUACCACUCACUCGACGUGGAGCCUCAAAUAUCCUCACUUCCCCUUUCCCCUUUCCCUUUAUAUGCUUUCACCCGCCCCACUACUUCUCACAGCUCACUCAACGGAAGUGCAACAACUUACUCUACUCUCCAUCUUUCUUUUCUAAAGUUGCAAGCUUGAAGCUUGAGAGUUUCCCUAUCUUCUGUUUUUGUUUCGUAUAGAACCAAUUUCACAUCUCUCCCGAUAAAAUGGCCUUCACCUCGGCAGCCUUGCAAACAAUUUUCGCCAGCCCAGCCCUGGCCAGCCGAACCAGAACCACCUCCUACUCCUUCCCUCGUAUCGCCAGUGUACCGCGUCUAAGCAGAAAUGCCGUCAGGUGCAUGGCCUCCGGGGAUGAGAAAACAGAACAGAGCAGCGAACCCACUGUUGUACCCCCAACGACAUCUCAAAUCCCUACUACUCCCACUCCGCCCAAGCCGCAGGCGCCCAAGGCGAGCACCAAGUUCGGCGACGUGCUGGCGUUCAGCGGGCCGGCGCCGGAGAGGAUCAACGGCAGGCUGGCGAUGGUGGGAUUCGUGGCCGCCUUGGCGGUGGAGCUAUCCAGGGGACAAGGUGUGUUCACCCAGAUCUCCGAGGGAGGCUCCACCUGGUUCGUUGCCACCAGCGUGCUGUUCACUCUGGCGUCGUUGAUCCCUCUGUUCAAGGGCGUCACCGUGGAGUCGAAAUCGAAAGGGCUGAUGACCUCCGAUGCGGAGAUGUGGAACGGUAGAUUUGCCAUGCUGGGUUUGGUCGCCCUGGCCUUCACCGAGUACGUCAAGGGUGCGCCCUUUGUGUAAAUCGCCUAAUUUUUCUAGGUGUGUUGGUCAGCUGAAGCAUGUGUUUGUGUUUAUAUGCUACUAGUAAGUAUACGAAUUAAAAAUACUGUUUGAUUCAAAUUUCACUAUUUCAGCCUUUUGCAUUAACCUUUUUCCCCCUUAGACUACAAGUUCGUAGCAGUGUUCCCUACCCAAUCUAAGACAAGAAGGGUUCAUAAUAACUAAAAUAAUUAACAAUGGGUCAUAACAUUAAGAACAAUUGAUCUCAUUCCAAUCAAGGAUUGUGUGACAA
Molecule: messenger RNA, 1397 nt
Organism: Linum trigynum
Lineage: Eukaryota; Viridiplantae; Streptophyta; Magnoliopsida; Malpighiales; Linaceae
Source: the annotation of a GenBank genome assembly